Oncorhynchus keta (chum salmon) is the source of this 1536-nucleotide messenger RNA. RefSeq names its product dysbindin-like. The transcript is spliced from 4 exons. Gene Ontology annotation, cellular component: neuron projection; synaptic vesicle membrane; BLOC-1 complex. The coding region runs from base 682 to 1311 and encodes 209 amino acids. NCBI's taxonomy places the organism in Eukaryota, Metazoa, Chordata, Actinopteri, Salmoniformes, Salmonidae. Gene Ontology annotation, biological process: neuron projection development; regulation of synaptic vesicle exocytosis; anterograde synaptic vesicle transport. The record is from RefSeq and is a predicted model, not a curated record.
AUGGUUAGUGCUCUAAUAUAUAUAGUAUUUGGUAGAUAUACAGUGAGGGAAAAAAGUAUUUGAUCCCCUGCUGAUUUUGUGUGUUUGCCCACUGAUAAAGAAAUGAUCAGUCUAUCAUUUUAAUGGUAGGUUUAUUUAAACAGUGAGAGACAGAAUAACAACUAAAAAAUCCAGAAAAACAUGUCAAAAAUUGAUUUGCAUUUUAAUGAGGGAAAUAAGUAUUUGACCCCCUCUCAAUCAGAAAGAUUUCUGGCUCCCAGGUGUCUUUUAUACAGGUAACGAGCUGAGACUAGGAGCACCCUCUUAAAGGGACUACUCCUAAUCUCAGAUUGUUACCUGUAUAAAAGACACCUGUCCACAGAAGCAAUCAAUCAAUCAGAUUCCAAAUACUUUUUUCCCUGUAAUACUGUAAUGCUCAUUGCUCUAAUAGACAUAGUUAUUGGUAGAUAUAAUGCUUGUUGCUUUAAUAGAUAUAGUUCUUGGUAGAUAUAACGGUUAGUGCUCUAAUAUAUAUAUAGUGUUUGGUAGAUAUAAUGCUUAGUGCUCUAAUAGAGUGUUGUUAAUUUGACUCUGCCAGCUCUCUCUCUAGGAUGUUGAGUGGGCCUGACAGCAGUAGAGUGACUCAGUUUGCCCCCAGGUUCCCACUCCUACGCUUUUCUUGUCUGCACAAACCAAAGUAGAAUGCAGAUAGCCUGGGCACUGUGUUCCCCGGAUAAGGUGCCACCCCAGGUGAACGAGGCGGAGCCUGCCCAGGUUAAGUUAAAGGAGGUGGAGUCUAGCCAGGUUAAGCUGCAGGAGGUGGAGCCUGCCCUGGUGAAUCUGAAGGAGAGGCAGAAGUUCUUUGAAGAGGCAUUCCAGCAAGACAUGGAUCAGUACCAGUCCACCGGCUACCUGCAGAUCAGUGAGAGGAGAGGGCCAAUAGGCAGCUUUUCAUCCAUGGAGGUGAACGUAGACAUGCUGGAGCAGAUGGACCUGACGGACAUGUCCGACCAUGAGAGCCUUGACGUCUUCCUCCACUCUGGGGGAGAGGACAACAGCGUUGCCUCGCCCAUGCUGGGUCCAGACGUGGAGUCAUUAACCACAGAGAUCACACUGCAGGUUCCCACCCAGGCUGAGCUGAGACACACGCUCUCCUCCCUCUCAUCCACUGACAGGCAGGACACCAAGGCUAGCGAGGAUGAAGGGGGUAGGGAGGACCACAUCCACUGUACUGCCGGGGUGCAAUCAUACGAAACAGAGGUUCCCCCCAACACAGGCCUAGCAGGGAGGCCACUGCUCCAGCCACCCAGUAACCAGCCACUUAAACACUGAGGUCAGCAGCUCACAGGCCACGUAAGGGCCAGGGUAGAAACGAAGACACUGAACUGCCCAAAACCCUGCAAGGACUGGUUGCGAUGCAUGGAAGAAGAGAUGCAUCAUUUAUGUUCACUGUAUUUUCAUCCGUUUUGUAAAUAACUAAUUCCAUGUUGAACAUUGUGGUUACAGUAUUAUUCCCCCCACAUCUCUUGACUUGUUAAUAAACAUUUCACCCCCUUG